CAAAUAUUUAACAACCAGGUCACUGCCUCCAAAAAGCAUACGAAAAAGGAGAAAUGGCAGCAAUGGUAGCACGAGUAACUCUGGAUCACAUUGCCAGACAAUCCAACGACAUUAGGCGCCUCGCCGAUUUCUACAUAGAGACAUUUGGAUUCGAGGAGGUAGAGAGCCCAAAGAUUGGGCCACUCAAGGUAAUAUGGCUGAGUUUACCCUCAGGUUUUACUAUACACCUUAUUGAGUCCAACCCAAGUUACCCACCUAACCAGAGGAACGACACAUCACCGGGAGCCGACCCAGCCCGUAUUCCCAGAGGCCACCAUAUGUGCUUCUGUGUCUCCAAUUUCGAAACCUUUGUGCAAACACUCAAGGAAAAGGGAAUUCAGAUUGCUCAUAGGCCAGUUCAAUUUAAUCCAAAGGGCAGUAAGAAGAUCGACCAGGUCUUUUUCUUUGAUCCAGAUGGCAACGCUUUGGAGGUUUCCGACUCCACCUCCACGGCACUACAGUGGAGUGCUCGAAAUGGUAAUGCAAAUUGAUGUGAAGCAGACGAUUAAUCAAUACAUUUUCAUAACAAUAAGCUGCAUCCCUUCAUUUAUAUAUGCAGUUGUAGUAACUCGGGUGUCGUUUUAUCUAUGAUGUUAAUAUGUCCAUUUGUGUCUGCUUUGGUAUUCAUCGUAGACAAAAGAUGUAAUUUUAGUUCUUAUAUUGAACUCUACUCAUGUUUCUCUCGCCUUAUUGUGGCUACGAAUUAUAUAUAAACUUAUGGUAGAGAAGAGACCACCGUCUUUCUCUACUUUGUUGUACUGCAAGUUUUAUUGCUUGAAUGUAUGUUAUGCUAUA
Molecule: messenger RNA, 834 nt
Organism: Rosa rugosa (rugosa rose)
Lineage: Eukaryota; Viridiplantae; Streptophyta; Magnoliopsida; Rosales; Rosaceae
Product: glyoxylase I 4-like
Exons: 4
Coding region: 54-530 (158 amino acids)
Source: RefSeq, a predicted model, not a curated record